AUGGAAAUAUUUGAGCAAGUUCAUAUCUCUAUUUCUUUGAUAUAUGCAAUCAAACAUAUACUUGCAUAUGCAAAAAAUUUAAAAGAAUUAUGCACACCUUGUAGGUCACCUCAGAAGAUAGCUUUAUUCGAAGAGGCUAAUGUUAUUAUUUCUCAUUCUUUGCCUAGGAAAUGUAAGGAUAUAGGAGCAUCUCUUAUCUCAUGUAAAGUGGGUGAAACUUUAUUUAGAAAUGUGCUCUUAGAUUUGGGAGCAAGUGUUAAUUUAUUAUCUUUGGCUGUUUUUGAAAAUUUUGAAUUAGGAGAACUAAAACCAACUUUAGUAAAACUUCAGCUAGUUGAUAGAUCUAUUAAAACACCUAGGGGUUUCCUAGAAGAUGUCAUUAUUCAUGUUAAAGGAUGUACAUAUUUAGUAGAUUUUCUGAUUUUAGAUAUUCCUACUUUAGAUAAUCUUACUCAUGCACCAAUCAUAUUAGGAUGCUCAUUUCUUGCCAUAGCCAAAGCAAAUAUUGAUUGCAAAAAUACGAUUAUAAAUAUGAAAUCUGAAGGUCAAAACAUCUCUUUAAAUGCUUUUAAAAGUUCAAGAUUUCCACAUGAAGAUAAUGAUAAUUAUGAAGAUAUUGAUGUAAUUGAUUCAUGCAUAGAAGAAAUGAAUUAUGUUUAG
Molecule: messenger RNA, 660 nt
Organism: Spirodela intermedia
Lineage: Eukaryota; Viridiplantae; Streptophyta; Magnoliopsida; Alismatales; Araceae
Source: the annotation of a GenBank genome assembly